Meloidogyne enterolobii is the source of this 306-nucleotide messenger RNA. The record is from the annotation of a GenBank genome assembly. Lineage: Eukaryota; Metazoa; Nematoda; Chromadorea; Rhabditida; Meloidogynidae.
AUGUCUGAAUCUAAACAGAGUGUUGCAGCUCUGUUAACAAAACUAGCAAUUUCUGCUUCUGUGAAUCCUUCUGGGGUAGUACCAUUUUCUAGAAAGUCUAUAUAUGCUUUUGCUUCAGGAUCUUCUCUUUGUUCUGUUUUAAUAUCUACUGUAAAUGAUUGCCCUUUAUUGUCCCUUAGAAUUACUGAAUUAAUUAUUUCAUCUGUUGUUAAUCUACUACUAGGUUUUAUCGCUAAGCACACUGGGAAUUCUGCGAUGUCUUCCAACUCUUUUAGGUUUUCAACUUUUUCAGGUGUUUCUUCAUGA